This is a messenger RNA of Anopheles nili, 717 nucleotides long. RefSeq names its product NADH dehydrogenase [ubiquinone] 1 beta subcomplex subunit 11, mitochondrial (gene NP15.6). The transcript has a single exon. Lineage: Eukaryota; Metazoa; Arthropoda; Insecta; Diptera; Culicidae. Bases 66 to 530 code for a protein of 154 amino acids. The record is from RefSeq and is a predicted model, not a curated record.
CUCGCGAAGUUGUGUUAGCGGAGUUUCGUGGUACCGGAAAGUUCAACUCGAAAGCUGGCCACAAAAUGUCCAGCUUAGUACGAAUGAGCAAUGCGCUGCUGUUGCGCAACCUAGCGUACCAUUCGCUUCGCAGUGCCCGGUUGAUUUCGUCGUCGCAGAAGAACCGCGAUGCUGCCACAUUGGACAUCCCGAAGAAGGCGGCUGCUCCUAGUCCGGCGGCCGCUGCUACAGCCGGUGCUACCAAGAACUGGGUCAGCUAUGGAUUCGACCGGAAAGACCAAACAAACGACACCAGCGCCAUGAAUGCUUCGUUCUUCUUCGCCGUCACACUCUGCCUAGUACUUGGAAGCGCCUACUGGGCAUAUGUUCCAGAUCCGCAGCUGCAAGAUUGGGCGCAACGCGAAGGAUACCUCGAGCUGCGACGCCGGGAAGCAGCUGGGCUGGAACCAAUCAGUAAGGACUUUGUCGAUCCUGCCCAAAUUGUGCUGCCAUCAGAUGAAGAGCUUGGCAACACCGAAAUCAUCAUCUAAUUCGUGGGGCGGCCCAAUCGUGCAGGUGCAGAAUCGUUGGAUUAUGUAAUGGCCCCGUUCCACAGUGACUAUGAGUGGAUUAGCGUUUCGUUUAUACAUAACCGUGGAUCGGAAAAGAACUUUCGAUUGCUGUAGCAGCUCUUGUGGUACGCGUGAUGCAACUAAAUACUAAAUAAAUAGGAAAAAA